AUGAAGUCGCCCGACCUCCUCCGCCCCUGCCGCUGGCUCGUGGCCACGCGCAGCCGCCGCCGCGCCCUCGUCCGCGUCGGCCUCGUCGUCGUCCUCGUCCCGCUCCUCCUGCAGCUCGUCCUCGCCUACCUGCUCGGCGGCGACGCCCGCCUACUGCCGCCCGAGCUGCUGCGCGCCAAGAACCUGCUGCUCGUCACCGCCCACCCCGACGACGAGUGCCUCUUCUUCGCCCCAAGCGUCCUCGGCGUCCUCGACCGGAACCACGCCGUCAAGGGCUCUUUGCUGGUCAUGUCCACGGGAAACAACUACGGCAUCGGCGAGAAGCGCAAGCAGGAGCUCAAGGGGUCCUGCCAGGCUCUUGGCAUCGACGCAACGCGCUGCGAGGCCCUCGACCACCCGGACCUGCAGGACAACCCCAAGGUCUGGUGGGACACGUCGAUUAUCCAGCCGAUCCUCAAGGAUUAUGUCCACAAGUGGGACAUUGACGCCAUCAUCACAUUUGACGAGGGUGGCGUGUCCGGACACAUCAACCACCGCGCCGUGAGCGCGGCCGUGAGCGAGUACGUCGUCAACGAUGGCAAGGCGCCGCCCGCUUACAAGCUCGUCACCACCGGCGUGCUGCGCAAGUACACCGUCCUGCUGGACCUGCCGCUGACGGCGCUGUCUUUUACCUGGCGCAUCGUCGCGGCCGCCUGCUUCCCGUCGGCGACGGCCGACCCCAAGUACAGCACCAAGGCGCUCGUCGCCAACACGUGGCACCGGUACCAGCGCACGCGCGGCGCCUUUGCGAGCCACGACAGCCAAUACUCGUGGGACCGGCACCUGUACAUGGUCCUGAGCCGGUACGUGUGGUUCAACGACCUGAAGAGGAUACCAGGGCGGGGGACUACGUCGUGA
Messenger RNA from Purpureocillium lilacinum, 897 nucleotides. RefSeq lists its product as uncharacterized. Gene Ontology annotation, biological process: GPI anchor biosynthetic process. Gene Ontology annotation, cellular component: endoplasmic reticulum. The record is from RefSeq and is a predicted model, not a curated record. Gene Ontology annotation, molecular function: N-acetylglucosaminylphosphatidylinositol deacetylase activity. NCBI's taxonomy places the organism in Eukaryota, Fungi, Ascomycota, Sordariomycetes, Hypocreales, Ophiocordycipitaceae.